Rangifer tarandus platyrhynchus (Svalbard reindeer) is the source of this 627-nucleotide messenger RNA. Lineage: Eukaryota; Metazoa; Chordata; Mammalia; Artiodactyla; Cervidae. The record is from the annotation of a GenBank genome assembly.
AUGACAAGCCGUGGCACGGUAUCUCAGUUCUCCUCCCAGCUGCUCCCUCGCGGGUGUAGCCUCCUUUCUCAGAUGUCUAGAUCUAAGCUAAAGCAACAGGGCGCUGACGCCCAAGAUGGGCUUCACUCAAGUGACGGGCCCAGCCGGGAUGACCGGGGGCCAGAGGCCGGGGGCCCCAGCUGUGUCCAGCGGGUGGCUUCCUGGGUCCUCCUCUGUUCUUGCCAGGACCUCUGCUUCCUAGUGAGGCCCUCCCACGUGGCCCCCGGGAGCCGGGGAGCCAGGCUUCUCGGGGAACAGCCCGGGGCUCUGCAAGCGCAGGAGCAGAAGCCACCGGCUGGCUUCAGGCUGAACUCAGAAACGCACAGCAUCCCUCCGGCUACGGUCUGCUGCGUGAAGCGGUCACGGCAGAGGCUGAGAGGAGGAGGGCGUGGGCAGGGCCUGGAUCGAGUCCAGGGAGGGGAGGUUCCCUGGGAGCUGUCACAGGAACCGACAGCCACGGCAAAGAGCAGGGCAGCCGUCAGCCGUGGUCCUCACCUGUCGCCGGCUUGGCCCGCCCUGGCAGGAUGCCCGCUUCCUCCGCCCGGGCGUCACCCGUCCUCCCCGGGGCCCCUGGGAGCCAGGUGGUGA